CUGCCGGUCUCACGUUCCUCCAUUUCGGUUUUUGGAAAGCGCGGCGUGCAGGGUGGAAGCAGGCAGCUUCCUCUUUCGUCUCAACUCUCGGUGAUAAACAAGGUCUGCAUCAGAAGAGGAAAUGGAAAUAAUCCGAGAACCGAGGGCUCCUCUUUCGGAAGCAGCGGGGCCUCCUCUACACCUCCCCUCCCCUCCCUCCCGGCGCCGCUGGGCCGAGGGCGGAGCAAGCCCGGGCGCGGCGUUCAGGGUCAGGGAGCGACGAGUGUAGCUUCACACGCCUCGCACGCCUCUCUCCGGAAAGAGUUGAGUCAAGUCGCGACUGUUUUUUUCUUUGCGGCGCUGGGAACCAUUCAGGAUGGGGAGCGCUGGCAGCUGAUGGUGAGGCUGAGCAUUUCUCCAGGUGCUUCUCCAUCAUAUCACUAAUUGAGUUGGCAUCAUGAGAAGCAGAUGGGAUGUUGCAGGGUUGUUACUUCUAGCCUUCAAGAUCUUGGGACUGAAAAAAGGUGAUCCUGAUGCCACUAUGGGUCUACAGUGUUUCCAACCAUUGCUCAGCAACUUUUUGAACUGCAGCUGGUUGACCUGGGAAUCUCAAAAUGCUAACACCACCUAUGUCCUUCACUAUCAGAGCCUAAAAUUGGGCGAAGUGCUGCUAUACCUUGGCCAGGUGCACUCCAUGGAGGCCCAGAUGGGACAGAACUGGCUGGUUAUUGAACGAAGGAACCUGACACAUGGAGACAAAUACAGUGUCUGGAUGGAAGUUCGCAGUGCACAUGGGAUUGCUCUCUCCAAGAAAUUAAACUUCAGCCUGGAUGAAAUAGUGAAACCCUGUCCUCCUGAACUGGAUCAUGUGGAACCGGAUUCCUAUGAAGCCACAGUGACAUGGAAGAACCCUCUCUGGUUUAAAUUGCAUAGUGACCAACCUCUCACUUAUGCUAUUCGAUACAAGGCAUCCACAGACCAUGAAUGGACCUAUGAGACCCUUCUAGACCAAGAGAACCAUGAAUUCUGUGACCUGAAACCAUUCACCUGCUAUGAGGUGCAGGUACAGUGCAUGCCAGAAAAUAAAAAAGACCUUUGGAGUGAAUGGAGUUCUUCCAAAAUCUUCUGUACCUGUGAGGCUGCUCCUUUGGGUCAAGUUGAUGUGUGGCAAAAAGAGUGUGUUUCGGACUACCAGAAUGAAAGCCGCUUGUUGCUGUGGAAGGCACUGGAUCCAGAAGCAGCGCAGGGAAAGAUCCUUGAUUAUGAAGUUAUCUUCCAGGACAACAACAAAACACUCCAUAGAAUAAAUUACAAUUGCUGUCAGGCUUUGAUCCCUAUCACUGCACAGUACGUCUCAAUAGCAGCCCGCAACUCUGUUAAGAAGACACUCUGGGCCAAUCUCAGCUUGGAGAAAACAGAACUCCCAGGCCCUGAGGAGGUGACAGUGGUGGCAUCAGAAGGUUUGGGUCUCAAUGUGACAUGGAAGCCCAGCAUCGAUUCUCAAUGGGUUCAGCCUCAGGAAUACGUGGUCGAGUGGAGAAAAGAGAUUGAUGAUAGUGCGGGAGAGUUGCUGAAUUGGACUCGGACACUUGGAAGCAGUACCAGCGUCCUAUUGAGAGGCAACUUCAGUUCAAAGGUACCAUACCUUGUGCGUGUGUAUGGUUUGUAUGCUCAUGGGAGAACUUCCUCAGACUCUGUACGCGCCUAUUUCAAAGAAGAAGUACCAUCAGCUGGUCCUGAAGGACUGCAAGACAGAAGACUUUCGUCCACUGCCACUUCCAUCUCUUGGAAAGAGAUUCCCUUGGCAGACCGCAAUGGACAUAUCAUACACUAUACACUUUACCUGAAACAUCUCCAUUCAGACAGCCUUAUGGUUCAUGCACCCAUUAGUGCUACGGAAAGAAAUUACACUGUUUCAGAUCUGGAGCCAGGAACAACCUACCAAGUCUGGAUGACUGGCUCUACAUCAGCUGGAGAAGGUGUGGCUAGUGCCAUGCAUCACUUCAAUACAUCAGUUUUUCAUUGGCAGAGCAUUGUGAUAGUUUUCUUACCUGUGGUAAUCCUGCUUAUAAUAGGAUCCAUUAUGGUGCUGUUGAAAUACAGAAGUCUAGUGGACCUCUGCCACAAGGUCCUGCCUCGCUGGUGUUGGGAAAAAAUUCCAGAUCCAAAACACAGUGGGAUUGCUGCGGAGAUGAAUGAAGAGAGCACUGCACCAGCCAUGGAGGCCCUGACCAAGUGUUCGACCCAGUUUCCAGAAAGUAUGGACAUUGCAGAAAUAUCAGAAGAAAUCCCUGAGCCUUCUCCUUCUCCACCACUAGCAAGAUCACCUGCCAUAGUGAUUUCUGGUUAUGAAAAACGAUUUCUUCCUACUCAAGAGGAAAUCCUGAAUUGGACUGAGCAGGAAAGAAACAAUUCUCCAUUUUCCAGACUAAAAGAAAGGGAGACAUGAUCUUUGGAUGUCAUAUGCUCAGCUGCAGAUGCAAUUUCUCUUGGAAGGACCAUUCCUUGGGGUCUUCAAAAGGUCCUACUGUCCCUUUGGAUCAAAUGACUGAAAUGUCUCUUAACAUCCUUUGAUCUGCUUAAAACAAACAGGGCAAUGAAUUUAAGCCAGAAAUUGCAGUGACCUGAUCCAAUCUCCAGGAUCUUCAAGAUUCUCCUGGUGAAAGUCUUCUGAUAUCACUUCUGAUCUUCAGCAAAUCUCCAGAAUAUGGAGUUGGUAGUUGUGUUGGAUGAUGGAUCCUUUCUUCAAAGAUGCCCAAAUCAGACUUUUCCCCCCAGGUGCUAGAAACAAGGUCUUUGUGACUGUAGCCCACAGCUGCGAAAUUCCCCAGGCUGGAACUGAGGAAACCUACUUUUUUUUACUUUGUACCAAGAAGGCCUGAAAAACUUUACUUUUUAAAGGGUAGGAUGAUUCCCAUCACCCAGAAGUUAUAAACCGUUUCAGUAUAGUGGCUGAGGUGCUGGAUUAACCUCUGGGAGGCUAUGAGUUCUGGUCCUCCUUAGGCUGGGUGAUCAAUCACUCUCUCAGUGCAACCCAGCUUACAGGGAAAAUAAAAAUAAACUUUAGGUGUGCACCUAAGGUGUACAUUUUGAAUUGACCAAAAAUAAAGGCUAGAUAAAAAAAAUCUAAUAAAUAUUUGUAAUAUUUGUAUUUUGUAGUUCAUAAAUGUUUGUUUUAAAAAGCAGCAAUAUAUGCUAAGAAGCCCAAUGUAGAAGCUACCUUGUGCGUAUAGUUUCCUUUGUAGAGAUGUUGUCUUGAGUGUUUUUCCAUCAUUCAUUUCUCAACUUUUCAAUCAUUGCAAUGUUAACGUCCAUCUUCUUUUCCUGGCCAUAGCAGCAAAUCAAAUGCUGGAAAGCCAUGCUUCUCCAAAGAAAUCUUGUGGGCUGAAACGUCAUCUUAUGAAAGUUCUUAUACACCAACUCUGGAGUCUAUGUGGAGCAGGAGGGGUUACUGCCUCACCAUUUAGUUGGCAGGCGCAUAGUUUGUUCUUUAUGAUUUCGUAAGGACAUAGAGUCUUGCAAGAUCAGAUAAGUACCUCAACAAGACCAGUAAAUUACAGAUAGUAAGCAGCAUGAAAACACUCGUCUCCAAUUCUUCUAUAGGAAUAGAGAUCAGAGAGAGUCCUCCUUGGCUAUCAUGGUUGGUAGAUGGAUAUCCACAUAUCCAUUGAAGUGCGCUGAACUGAUCUUAUUUCCAAAGCAAAAUAAUCCUGACCAGUCAUCCCAUUUUUUGAAACAGUCUGAGUUUCCUGGAUAGCCCAGGAAACAAACAAGUGGAUCAUAGAACAAAUAGACUCAGUGUUCUCUCUUGAAGCGCACAAACGUCAAGGAUCAGGUUAUCAUACUUCACAUUACUUCACAUUAUUCACAUUACUAAAAGGGCUAGCUCUGGAGAAGGCUUUAAUGCUGGAAAAAGUGGAAAGAAAGAGAAGAGGACGAACAGCAACAAGGUGAAUAGACUCAGUUAUAGUGGUGAUAGGUGCACCUUUGGAAUACCUGAAGGAUCAUUUUGGGGACAAGUCCUCCUGAGAAAAAUUCUACCUGAUCACUGAGAGUUGACACCCACAUAAUAACACAUUAUAAUUCUCUAACACCAUGAGGUUUAAAGUGUAAGGGGUGGGUUU
This is a messenger RNA of Ahaetulla prasina, 4103 nucleotides long. RefSeq names its product interleukin 27 receptor subunit alpha (gene IL27RA). NCBI's taxonomy places the organism in Eukaryota, Metazoa, Chordata, Lepidosauria, Squamata, Colubridae. Gene Ontology annotation, molecular function: interleukin-23 binding; cytokine receptor activity; interleukin-12 receptor binding. The transcript is spliced from 15 exons. Gene Ontology annotation, biological process: cytokine-mediated signaling pathway; positive regulation of activated T cell proliferation. Bases 437 to 2428 code for a protein of 663 amino acids. Gene Ontology annotation, cellular component: interleukin-12 receptor complex; external side of plasma membrane; interleukin-23 receptor complex. The record is from RefSeq and is a predicted model, not a curated record.